AUGUCUGUCUCUGAACAUCCCGCAGUUAUCAGCCUUACAGAAGAAUCCCUAGGAUUGCCUCCUGCACUUCCACCUUCUGUACUACUUCAAGAACAACAUGCUCAAAGUGAGAAUAGUCCUGUGGUUGAGUAUUCCACUCCUAUUGAAGGUCCUGCUUCUGUUUCUUAUGAUACAGACUUUCCUUCACUCUCUGCGGCUGCUGCUCCGACAACAAAAUCUCCUGUGUGGGGAAACCGUUCUGGUGCUGAUCUAAUAAUUCGUCAGCAAACUUCAAUCAAAAAGACGGGUAUCAUCACUGAGAUACUCGAGUUGUCUGCUUGCCAACAGUUGCAAAAGAAAGAGUUUGGUAAUAAAACCACAAUUGCUGAUACGGUCAGACGUAUCACAAAUAAGACAAACACUCAGAUCGAUAUGUCUACAGCAAUAAAAAGUGGCACUACUACUUUUUUGAUUAAAGGUAAAGAAGAAGACGUGAUGAGAGCAAAGCGUGAAUUACUUGAUAUUUUGGCUGUUAAAAGCGAAGAAACCAUCCAAAUCCCUGUUUCUGCUCGUCGUUACAUUUUAGGUUCCCGCGGUCAAACUCUACAGGCAAUCACUUCUAAAACUGGAACACGUAUUCAACUUCCACCACGUCAAGAAAACAACUUCGAUGAAAAUGAACUCGACUAUGAUGAGGACGAAGAAAUGAUGAGUGUCAAAAUUGAGGGGGAUAAGAAGGGAAUUAAUUUGGCCAAGGAUGAAAUUGCUACCAUCGUUAAUGAAAGAACAACAAAACGAUCCCAUCGUAUUACUCAUAUAGAACAUCAAUACUACCCAUUGAUUUUUGGCGCACACAACCAACGUAGUCAUCAAAUUAGUGCUGAAACUGGAACAAAAAUUCACGUACCCCCUUAUAUCGCUUCGGCUGAAUUUGGCGAGAAUCAUGACUCUUCUAAAGAUUAUAUUAUUAUUACUGGCGAACGAGAUGCGAUUAAAAAUGCCAUUGAUACUAUUGAAGAAAACUAUACCACAUUGAAAAGCACCACACGAAUUCUUAAUGUCGAUAUCCCAAAGCGCCAACAUAGGUUUCUCAUUGGACAAAAAGGUUCGAAUCUACACGAAAUUCUAGAAGCUACGGGAUGCUCUCUAGAACUACCUUCUCCAUCUGAUAUAUCUGAGAAGAUCAUUAUUCGUGGUCCACAAAACAAACUUGCGUUGGCUUUGCAAAUGGCCUUAGACAAGGCCAAUUCUAUUCACGUGGAAACGUUGGACAUUGCUCUUUCUCACAAAACCGACCAACCUUUGGACCAUGCCAAAAAUAUUUUAAAAUAUCUAUGGAAUAGGAGUAAAAAAAAGAUUGAAUUAGACAAUAAUGUGCAAAUAACGGUUCCCAAAGGACCAGCUUUAGAAAAGAGUGUAGUAUUGGAAUUCGUUGGCAAAGAUCCUGUAAAUGUAGUAAAUGCAAGGAAAGAAGUCAAUGAAAUUGUUAAGAACCUUCCACCAAGUCAUUUUGCUAUUGCAACCAUUGAACCGCAUCUUCAUCGUCAUAUAAUUGGUCGUAAAGGACAAAACCUUCAGCGUGUAAAAGAAACUUAUGGUGUUGAGAUAAUUGUCCCUGACGAGAAGGAUGAGAGUCCUGACAUCCUAAUUGUUUUUGAGGGCAAAGAUAGUAAUGAUGUUCCUGUUGAUAAGAAAAAGAAGGAAUUGUACGUCAAAGACAUUUUAGAAAAGGCCAAAUUAGAAUUGAUCAAAGCUGGUCAAGAUGCAUCUGAUUUUGCUACGCAAACUCUCACCAUUCCAGUAAGGUUUCAUCGUCAUAUAAUUGGGCCAAAAGGCACUACCCUUAACGGUAUCACUGGCGGUAGUGAAGCUCCUGUUUCUGUCAAGUUUGGUUCUUCUCGGACAGGCGCUGCAGAACGGUCCGCCAACGCUGAAGGUAAAAAGCUUGCCCAGACACCAUUAUCUAAUGACAUCGUUGUAAUUAAAGGUCCAACCGAAGAAGUUGAGAGAGUAGUUAAAGAAAUUAAUAAGGUUGUUGAAGAUGCAAAACAUACCGAGUUUAUGAAUUCUUACACCAUUGAUUUUACCUUCCCUGCACAAUACUCUGCCCAUGUAAUCGGUAAAGGUGGCGCUAAUGUGACACGUUUGAAGGAUACUUUAAAUGUAAAAAUUGAUAUCGAAGGAGGUGCUAAGGGUGAAGAAAAGAAGACAACUCCCGGAGAAAAUGUCAAAGUUACUAUUGUAGGAAUGAAGGACAAAGUCGAAGAAGCGAAAAUUAAAAUAUUGGAUCGUAUUGAAAAACUACAGGAUACCACUGUAGUUCAUCUGAAAAUUCCAUCUGAAUAUCACAAAUCAUUGAUUGGUGCAAAGGGUCGUUAUGUAAAACGUCUUGAAGAAAAGUAUGAUGUCCGUAUACGUUUCCCUAAAACUAAAGAUCCUAACGAAGAAGGUGAAGAUGAUUCUACCGAUGCACAAAAACCAGAUGAAGUAAUUGUUAAAGGUGGAAAGAAAGGUGUUAGUGCUGCUCAGGCAGAAUUGAUGGAACUACUAGAUUAUGAAAGAGAUCAUGAUAAUGUAGAAAAUUUCAAAAUUCCAACCCAAUUUCUUCCUCAUAUUGUGGGUAAAAAUGGAAUUAAAAUUACUGAAAUUAAAGAUGAAACAUUUACUCGUAUCGAGCUUGGGCAAGCCGAACCUUCAGAAGGUGAUCCAAAUCAGCAGAUUGUAAAUGUCGCAGUCCAUGGAACUAAAUCUGACAUUAAAAAAGCAAAGGAACUUAUUCUUGCCAUUGUAAAGGAAUUUGAAAGCCAGACAACUAUUACAAUGAACAUUGAUCCCCAACACCAUAAAUAUUUGAUCGGCCCUUCUGGUAGCAGAAUUCGAGAAAUCGUUGCUAAGGCUGGUGGCCCUGAUGAAAAAAGUGGUCAGACUGGUAUCGUGAAGUUUCCUCGCCCAGAUAGCAACAGCGAUGAAGUCACUCUUAAAGGUGAUAAGGAACUUGUUGAAAAAAUAAAAAUUGAGUUAGAAAGAUUAGUCGAAGAACAGAGCAACCUUACGGUCAAUAUUAUUCAAAUUCCACGCGCACAGCACCCAAUCAUUAUUGGGCGUAAUGGUACGCGGCUUCGUGAAAUUCAAAGUCGGUAUAAUGUGGAAAUUCAAUUUCCUGGCUCUAGAUCAUAUAAUGAUAUCUCUAUUUCGAGCCCCGCGAAUGACAAAAUAGAAAAUAGUGAAGAGGCCGUUAAGAUUGUAGGAAAAGCGGAAAAUAUUGAGGCUGCAAAAGCUGAGAUUCUGUCUAGGGUUUACACUCAUACGAUUAACGUUCCACGUAAAUUCCAUGAUUCUCUGAUUGCAAAUACCACUCGUAAGCUUCGAAGUGAGUUCCAUGUUACAUUAGAUUAUGAUGACAUUGAUGCACAAACUGAAGUAAGCCCUCCUAAAAAGAGUAUUAUGAACGGAAUUACUACUAAACGAAUUGAUGACGAUCACGAGAAUUUUGAACAUAAAGUAGAAUUUGAAUGGGAAGUGGUUGAAAAUGGCCAUAAUGCGGUCGGCGAUGUUGUUUGGAAUUUGAAGGGCGAAAAAACACAAGUAGAGCGUGCAGAAGAACAUAUUAAUGAUUUAUUGAGCCGAUUUACCCAUACGGGUUAUAUGACUAUUCCUCAACAAUAUCACCGUCAUGUUAUUGGUCGUGGUGGCAAUACAAUUUCACGUAUUCGAAAUGAAAGUGGGUGUAAUAUUGAAGUUCCGAAGGGUAAAGGUGACGAAGUUGUGAUCGUAACUGGUUCACAAGAUGGUGUGGAAAAGGCUCGAAGUUUAAUGAAAGAAAUUAUUAAUCGAGCUGAAAGAUAA
This is a messenger RNA of Scutellospora calospora, 3825 nucleotides long. Lineage: Eukaryota; Fungi; Glomeromycota; Glomeromycetes; Diversisporales; Gigasporaceae. The record is from the annotation of a GenBank genome assembly.